This is a messenger RNA of Mesocestoides corti, 582 nucleotides long. Lineage: Eukaryota; Metazoa; Platyhelminthes; Cestoda; Cyclophyllidea; Mesocestoididae. The record is from the annotation of a GenBank genome assembly.
AUGCCAAGGCAUGAAGAUGGUGAUGAUGACGACGAAGACGACGACGAAUCCUCAGGAUAUGGCGACUACCGGCCGUGGAGUACGUAUAUGUGCAGUUGCCAAGAGAACUGUAGUAAGUGUGAGGUCUCAUUACGCUGCCCAUGCUCAACUUUAGUGAACUGUUUGUGCGUUCCGACGUGUCACCCCUGCUUCAUUUGGGAGUUGUUGCAUUACGUGUUUGGUAUGGAAUGGCUCAAAUCAUUCGGAUUGGGCCUUCUCCUCACUCCGCUCUCCCCAUUGGUCAUCACGGCGGCACGUCGACAAAUUCGAGUGGCUCACAAACUUCAGGGCAACAUCUGCGUCGACGUGUGCUGCACCCUCACCUGCUGUCUUUGCUCGGCGUGUCAGGUUCGCGACGAGAUCCACACACUGCGUCGCGACCACAGAUGGCGUCUUGCCUUCCCGCCUGACCCCGGACCACCCAAACACUCCCCAUACGUCGCGCCACUCGUUGAAGCCCUCUCCAGACGCCCAGCAGAGUCGGAGAGCGAGUCAGACGACAGCGAAGAAACCUCCGACUCAGAAGACACCGACAGGAGGUAG